UACAAAAUUAAAGGGGGGAAGAAAGAGAAAGGAAUCUAGUUGAAAUAAAUCACAUUCCGACAAGUCAAGAAUUCGAAGUCUAAAAAAGCAAAAGCUUUACUCCAGGAAAAUAUAAGUUGUACCUUCGCCGUAAUGUACAACCUCUCCAAGCAACACUCCUCCGCAGCUUCACCGACAAAUUCCACCUGAAAAAAAUCCAACCCCCAAAUUUUCCGGCCGCCUCCGCAACCCUCAAUAAUGUCGGCCUCUGCAGAUGACGACUACCCGAAACCCUACUCCCCGCCGCGCUCCGGCGGCGGGGCGGCGGCCGCCACCACGAGCGUCCACGUGACCGCCCUGGACGGCCUGGUGAACGUGAACUCCCUCUUCACCAUCGCCGUCUUCGUCGGCCUCUCCCUGGCGACGCCGGGGCAGCACAGCCUCGAGAACCCCUCCGCCUGCGACGCCGGCGUCGACGUGGCGAAGAAGCUGCUGGUCUUCGAGGUGGUGUCGUUCAGCUUCUUCCUCUUCUCGUCGCUGGUGGCGCAGGGCUUGAAAUUGGCCAUCAAUUUGCUCAAUAGCAAGGACGUGGACGAGAUUUUUAGGGCUCACAUCAAUCUCAAGGUGCUCAGAUUCGGGAUGAUGGCGUCGGCGAUCGGAUCGGUGAUGGGGUGCUUGUUCCUGAUGCUGUCGAUGGUGAACGUGAUCCAGAUUAGGCUCGGGAUGCUGUCGUGUGGGAGCAGAUCGGCCGUCCACGCCGUCACGGCGUUGAUUGUUUUGGUCACUUCCGCUCUGCUUGUUUACAUCUCCACCGCCGUCUAUGCUUUCCUGCACUGAGCUGGACGGCGGCGCUGGUGUCACUGUUACAUCUCGUGUUUUUAAUUCAUGCGUUUUUGUUGAUCAUGGUGGAACAUGAGAUGGAUGAAAGGGGGCUUUUUUUUUAGCCUUUAAUUGAUUUUCGUUGAUGAUGAUGGUGUUUCGUGUUUUGUUUUUUGACGUGAUUUUCGUUGAUAAUGGCGUCUCAUGUUUUAUUUGUUGAUAAUGGUGGAAUAUGAGAUGAAUUACAUCUCGAAUUUCACUUUUAUUUAAAGCUUUAAGUGAUUUUGAGUGAUGAUGGGUUUUUUUUUUAUCAAUGAUGGUGGAACAUGAGAUGGAUGAAGGGGGUUGAUGUUAUGUUUCGUAUUUCACUUUUAUUUAAGCAUUUAAGGUGCGUUUUAUUUGUCUGUAAAUUUAUCGUGGGAAAAGGAAGGAUAAAUUUACAAUCAAAGAGAACGCACCCUAAGUGGUUUUCGUCGAUGAUGAUGUCUCGUGUUUUGUUUCUUGAUGUGAUUUUCGUGAUAAUGGUGGAACUUGAGAUGGAUGAAGGGGAUUGGUGUUAUGCUUUGUAUUUCACUUUUUUCUAAGCUUUUUAAGUGGUUUUCGUUGA
Molecule: messenger RNA, 1405 nt
Organism: Salvia miltiorrhiza (redroot sage)
Lineage: Eukaryota; Viridiplantae; Streptophyta; Magnoliopsida; Lamiales; Lamiaceae
Exons: 2
Coding region: 238-816 (192 amino acids)
Source: RefSeq, a predicted model, not a curated record